ACACUCAAAAAAAGAGACGCAUCGAUCCGUUGCAUCGCUGUGUGGUGCACGAAUCGAAAAAGGUUGAUUUUUUGCCAUCCUUCAUCUUGUGUCUAUCUGUUUGUCUGUGUCGCCUGUCUUGCUCCUUGUGUCCCCCCUCUUCCCUCUCCCCCCUGUUUAUUUGCGUCGUCAUCUACCUACCACAAGAUCGACCAUCUUACCUUAGGUACUCACAAGAACAAACUGUUCCUGCAUGAUCAUAACCUUAUAGCAUUCGGGAUUCCAACGGUAUUCGCAUAUAGAUCGUGUUUCGAUUCGCCCGUCUUGGCCUUUGGUUACGUACGACCCAUCAAAUUCAAACCUUUCUCGUUGACAACCAAUAACAUCAAAACCUAAUUAGACACUCACACGAUCGGCACACUGAAACGAAUAUACCCUGGAUAGUACGUCAUUCGGCCGAAAGUCAGACCCGCAAGGCGAGCAUAAUGUUGUAUAUUUUAUUCAAGGAGGCCCUAACGGGUGCGAGCCGCGCGUUGGCGUCGCUAUUAUCUCUGGAAGAUCCCGCCGCCAUGCAGUACGAUAACUCGACUUUGACUAUCACCUCGGUGGGCACUCCGGACCCCUUCGUGACCGUGUUCCGUGGGCGCUACUAUCUUACCUUCACUGCUGGAAAUAGGGUUGAGAUAUGGUCUUCUCAGAGCCUGGCUGAUAUAGAAAGCUCUGCUUCUAGACAUGUAGUCUGGACACCACCUCAAGGUACCGAUCACUCUGCUGAUCUCUGGGCUCCUGAACUGCAUGCUCUACACGGUCGAUGGUAUGUCUACUAUGCUGCUGCUAACCCGGCCCACGGCAACAAAAGCCAUCGGAUGUAUGUUCUAGGUGGACCCCCGGCAUCUGAAGAUCCAUGCAUAGGACAAUGGGAAUUUCUAGGCCGUAUUCAUGAGAUGCCAGAUCAGUGGGCUAUCGAUGGGACUGUGUUUGAAUUGAAUGGUGACACGUAUUUCGCGUAUUCCGGCUGGCCGCUCGACAACCCGGAUGAAUCUUCCGAUUUGGUGCAACAACUCUUUAUCAUGAAGCUCGGGGACCCGACGAGUGCUGCUAGCGCUGCUAUUGUGAUAUCGAUCCCGCAGCACCCAUGGGAGAUCACGCACGAGGGUAAUGGCACAGACCAUGGUAUUAACGAGGGACCACAAUUUCUUCGCUCACCUGAUGGCGGUAUCUCAUGGCAAGGAUUGGUAUAUUCUUGUGCUGGUAGCUGGACUCACGAAUACAAGAUGGGAAUGUUGCAGUACAUCGGAGGGGACCCCCUUGACCCGGAAUCGUGGCGUAAAGGGGAGGAGCCACUUGUGCAAACGCGGAAGCAUGGCACAGGCCCCUUUGGUCCGGGACAUGGGUCGUUUGUUAAUGUCGCCGGCGAGAUCGUAGCUAUUUAUCAUGCGACCGAUAGUCCGACAGACGGGUGGGAAAACCGUAGAGCGCGGGCGCAGCGCGUCGCGUUCACUGAGGAGGGGCCGUAUAUGGGCCGUUCGUUCGGCCCCGAGAUGAAGACUCAACCAGAUGGAGGAGGUCUAGUACGCCGCUUGAAGCAGAGGUUAGCCAGGAGCGGUCGGGGAAAGCAGGAACUUUCUGGGGAGAAGAGUCUUAGGGUGCUGUUGGGGAGUCGAGCGAUCUAUAACUAGAUGGAUGACUUAAGUUACCUAGGUGCCUAACCGGCAGGGAACAGUUAGGGAUUAUAACAGGAAAAUAGAGGGAGUAGGGGGAGGACAGGCGUUAAAUUGAAUGAGAAUAAGUUUUGGGGUUGCCUUGCUCUAGGUUUGAAGUUGAGGUAUGUGUGAAGAGAUCAUUGAAUGAGUGAUUAUAGGGGAUUAUGAGGUAUGGAUGGUAGAUCGUGGUUCAUGAUCAAUGAUAUGAUCCUAGUAGCUUUGGUUUGAGAAUGCUCUUUCUCCUUCAUGGUCUAAUCCUCCUCUGCUUGCUUCAAUAUAUCUCCCUACCAUAUAAAAACGACUAGGCAGUAUAAUUAAGGUGCUUCGACAUAGGUCCUACGGAAUUAGGAACCAGUUGGUAAAUUGAACGAGCUUAUGAUGGGAAGGCCUUUCAAAUAGUC
Messenger RNA from Hypoxylon trugodes, 2083 nucleotides. RefSeq names its product glycoside hydrolase family 43 protein. Gene Ontology annotation, molecular function: hydrolase activity, hydrolyzing O-glycosyl compounds. The coding region runs from base 465 to 1658 and encodes 397 amino acids. Gene Ontology annotation, biological process: carbohydrate metabolic process. Lineage: Eukaryota; Fungi; Ascomycota; Sordariomycetes; Xylariales; Hypoxylaceae. The transcript has 3 exons. The record is from RefSeq and is a predicted model, not a curated record.